Messenger RNA from Quercus robur (English oak), 1665 nucleotides. RefSeq names its product wall-associated receptor kinase 2-like. Gene Ontology annotation, molecular function: protein serine/threonine kinase activity; ATP binding. Gene Ontology annotation, biological process: protein phosphorylation; cell surface receptor signaling pathway. Lineage: Eukaryota; Viridiplantae; Streptophyta; Magnoliopsida; Fagales; Fagaceae. The record is from RefSeq and is a predicted model, not a curated record. The transcript has 5 exons. Gene Ontology annotation, cellular component: plasma membrane. Bases 1 to 1590 code for a protein of 529 amino acids.
AUGAGUAUUAGAUCUCAUGUACAGCAGCAGAAUAAGGGCUGGAUAUUUGCUAUCACCAAAAACAAGUUCGUGGCAGUUGGCUGUGACACUUACGCAUACCUCAAUGGUGUUCUCAACGGUGAACCGUUUUCCAUCGGCUGCCUGUCCAAAUGUACUAACAACACACACAAUAUAGUAGAUGGAACUUGCUCUGGGAUUGGGUGUUGCCAGAUAGAUAUUCCUACAGGUUUGAGAAAUAUUAAUUUUGCAGCAUAUAGCUUUUAUAGCCACAAAGAGGUCUGGUCUUUCAACCCAUGCAGCUUUGCCUUUAUUAUCCAAAGAGGCGAGUUCAAUUUCUCCGCAGCUUAUCUAACCAGUCUACAAAACAAUAGAACCCUUCCAAUGGUUCUUGAUUGGGCAAUUGGUAAUGACACAUGUGAAGUUGCUCUGAACAAAGGGAAUUACAUAUGUGGAGCAAAUAGCAAUUGUUCUAAUCGCACCAACGGACCUGGGUACCGUUGCAAGUGCAAGGAAGGUUAUGAGGGGUACCAUUCCUCCAAGAGGGUUGCCAAGGAUCCGAGGACGGGACAAGAGCUUGGGACUGGUCUCAGAGUUGGGCACGGUGAGGCAUGUGUAGCUGAUCAACCUGCUCCUAAAUCAUCACUUGCAAUUAACCUCUCAAUUGAUGAUCGUAUUGUGGCCAUCAAGAAAUCCAAAAUGGUAGAUCAAAGCCAAAUUGAGCAAUUCAUCGAGGUAGUUGUACUUUCCCAAAUUAAUCAUAGGAAUGUGGUUAAACUAUUGGGUUGUUGUUUGGAGACAUCAGUUCCUUUAUUGGUCUACGAAUUCGUAGCGAAUGGCACCCUUUUUGAGUACAUACAUAAUGAAAGCAAGGUGUCCACUUUAUCAUGGGAAAUUUGUCUAAGGAUAGCUACAGAAACAGCGGAAGCACUAUCAUAUUUGCACUCUGCAGCUUCUACACCUAUAAUCCAUAGAGAUGUCAAGUCUUCAAACAUUUUGCUUGAUAGUAGUUACAUAGCAAAGGUAUCAGAUUUUGGAGCUUCGAGAUUGAUACCACUAGACCAAAUAGAAGUAGCAACAAUGGUGCAGGGAACUAUUGGAUACCUGGACCCAGAAUACUUGCAUACAAGUCAAUUAACUGAGAAAAGUGAUGUUUAUAGCCUUGUAGUGGUCCUUGUAGAGCUAUUGAUAGGGAGAAAGACGCUUUCAUUUUAUAAGCCCGAGAUGGAGAGAAGUUUAGUUACGUAUUUUCUCCUUUCUUUGAAAGAGAAUAGAUUGUUUGAAGUCCUUGGGAAACAUAUAGCAAAAGAAGGCAAUGCCGAGCAAUUGAAGGAAGUGGCAAUUCUUGCAAAGAAGCGCUUAAAAUUGAAAGGGGAGGAUAGACCUACUAUGAAGGAAGUAGCAACAAAAUUGGAGGGUUUGCGAAAGAUGGAAAAGCAUUCGUGGGUCAAUUUUGAUUCGAACUUUGAUGAGAUUGAGCACUUGCUUGCUGAGACAUCAAAUUCUAGCAAUUAUGAUGUUAGGAAUAAAAGUAUUGGUGUACAUGAUAGUGUCAAAGACCAUGUAAUAUUGGACUUUGAUAAUGGAAGAUAAUCUUAGAGGAUGAUAGCCUAUAUUUAGUAGUGGUAAUUUUGUAGUUUCUUGUUUUUACACUCAUCAAUGAUGUCC